AUGGCGGAUUCAAAGGCGGCUAAUGUCGUCUCUACUGCCGCUGUAGCGAGCGAUGAUGUUCUAGCAACCUCCCCAUCCAGCAAGGCACAAACCUCGACAGCGCCAGGUACGGCAGCGCUACAGGAAGAUAGCAAGUCUGACGAUGGCUUGAAUCUGAAAGACCCUGAGCGAAACGAGGCCGAUGACGAGAGACAGCUGGUGAAUGGUGGCGUUGUUAUCCGUGACGGCAAUGAUGUUGCAAGAUAUGUCGUGUCAACGCAAGAUAAUGGCGAUCAGGCCUGCACCUUCCGAUCUUUCAUCAUUGGAUCCGGUCUCACUGCUCUCGCGGCCUGUAUCAACCAGAUCUACUUCUACAAGCCCGUCGAUGUUUCUUUCGCUUCGGUCUUCUUGUGUCUGAUGGCAUAUGUGAUCGGCGUGGCAUGGUCCGUUGCUCUGCCUCGCCGACACCACGUUGAGAAAUUCCUACCGUCUCAGGCGAGAUGGCUCGGGCCAGUUGUUCACUUCAUCAACCCUGGCCAUUUCGGAUUGAAGGAGCACGCGGUGGCUUCAAUCCUUUCCACGUCGAGCGGAAACGGUGCUGCCAUCGUGCAGGUAUUCGGCGCAGAGCGGCUAUUCUAUAACCGAAGCACCGAUGCGGCCACAGCUAUUCUGACUGUCUUCUCAGCUUCCAUCUUCGGAUAUGGUCUUGUCGGACUCUUGCGCUCGAUUCUUGUUCAUCCCAGUGAGAUGGUCUGGUGGCAAUGCCUCCCGAUGAUUUCUAUCUACCAGACUCUUCACCGCGAUCCCAAGGGUAACAAUCGAGAACGCCUUCGCAUGUUCGGAUUCACUUCCAUCGGCAUGUUCAUCUGGGAACCGAUCGCGUCGUACAUCUGGCCUUGGUUGAACGGCAUCUCCAUCCCCUGUCUUGCAUCGAUGAAUGCGGCCCCUCCAACGCGCAAAGUCCUGAUGACUAUCUUCGGCGGCAUUUCUUCCAACGAGGGACAGGGCAUUCUCAAUUUCUCUCUCGACUGGCAGUACAUCACUUCCCGGUAUAUGUCGCUUCCCCUACUGCAGCAAGCCAACUCUUGGGUGGGAAUCGUUUUGUCAUACAUCAUGUGCUUUUCUCUCUAUUACGGCGGCGCAUGGGGGGCCAAAAAGUUCCCGUUCAUGUCGACAGCCAUGUUUGACGCGAAAACUGGCAAGGUAUACAACCAGACUGCCGUCUUUGGCCAGAAUGCCAUCCUGGAUACCGAGGCGCUUGAAAUACACGGACUUCCACGGCUGACUGCGUCCAACGUCUGGGCAAAUAUGGCGGCGAUGGCUGCCAUUGGGGCCUUGAUCACUCACAUCUCCCUUUUCUACGGCCCUCUAAUCAAGAGAUCUUUGAUACAAGCUUGGAAGAAGACCGAAACGGAUCCUCACUACAAGGUCAUGCAGGAAAACUACAAGGAUGUGCCCAUGUGGUGGUAUCUUGCGAUCCUUCUCGUUGGCUUCUUCACUGGACUUGGGGCCGUCAUCAAAGGGCACACAACUCUGGAUGCCUGGGCUUAUGUCUGCGCAAUCCUUCUUGGAUGCAUUGUUGCACCCUUCUCGCUUUGCUUGUAUGGCCUUUUGGGUACUAGCGUGGCGACAAACAACUUAUCCAAGAUGCUAUGCGGCGUCUUGCAACCGGGUAAACCAGUUGCAAACCUCUACUUCUCCAUGUUUAGUCACGAAGUCACGGUUCUCUCUGUUUUUCUGUCUACCGACCUUAAGAUGGCACAGUAUCUCAAGAUUCCUUGGAGGACCAUGUUCCUCCUCCAGACGUGGGGAAGCCUGUUCGGAACGGCUUUGAACUACGUGAUCAUGGAUACGAUUGUCGCCAACCGGCGAGAGAUUCUCUUAGACCCGAUCGGCAACCAAGUUUGGAGUGGACGCAAGAUCCAGUCUCUCAACACGACUGCCGUAACCUGGUCUCUCGCAAAGUACGUCUAUGGCUUCAAUAAGGACGGAUACGGUUGGAUCCCUCUCUCCAUCGUGAUCGGGGCUGCGAUCCCUGUUGCUCUAUGGCUUGUCUCGCGCAAGUACAAGACGAUUUAUGGCUGGGAGGUCCGGAAGCUCGUCACCCCUGUCGUAUUCCACAACGCCUCGGAGACCACAUCCGGCACGACCUCCGUCAUCUGGUCCCAGGUCGCCACCGGCCUGUGGUCCCAGUGGUACAUGCGUCUCCGGCACCCUGCGUGGUUCGGCAAGUACAAUUACAUUGUCGGCGGUGGCCUUGAUGCAGGUGCAAAGGUCAUGAUGUUCAUCCUUACCUUCGCAGUAGCUGGAGGUUCUGGAAAAGAAGUCCCUUUUCCGACGGCAUAA
This is a messenger RNA of Colletotrichum siamense, 2325 nucleotides long. It is a transcript of the gene OPT5, whose product is annotated as Oligopeptide transporter 5. Bases 1 to 2325 code for a protein of 774 amino acids. Gene Ontology annotation, biological process: transmembrane transport. The record is from RefSeq and is a predicted model, not a curated record. The transcript is spliced from 11 exons. Gene Ontology annotation, molecular function: oligopeptide transmembrane transporter activity. Lineage: Eukaryota; Fungi; Ascomycota; Sordariomycetes; Glomerellales; Glomerellaceae.